Molecule: messenger RNA, 2004 nt
Organism: Galendromus occidentalis (western predatory mite)
Lineage: Eukaryota; Metazoa; Arthropoda; Arachnida; Mesostigmata; Phytoseiidae
Gene: AMPKalpha
Product: AMP-activated protein kinase alpha subunit
Exons: 7
Coding region: 88-1788 (566 amino acids)
Biological process (GO): intracellular signal transduction; protein phosphorylation
Cellular component (GO): cytoplasm
Molecular function (GO): ATP binding; protein serine/threonine kinase activity
Source: RefSeq, a predicted model, not a curated record
GGCAGCACCCUCAGGAGCAGCAGCGAGCGAAUCAACGGUUGCAAAAUCAAUACUCCAAACGAGAGUCGGCCGAGCUUGUUCUCCAAGAUGAGUGAUCGAGCAGUAUGCAGCAGCAAUGUAGGGCAGCCGCUUGUGAAAAUUGGUCACUACAUUCUCGGGGAGACUCUAGGUGUGGGGACCUUCGGGAAAGUUAAGACGGCAAAACACCAAAUCACGGGUCAUAAGGUCGCCGUGAAGAUACUCAAUCGUCAGAAAAUCAAGAACUUGGAUGUUGUGGGGAAAAUCCGUCGUGAAAUUCAAAAUUUGAAGCUUUUCCGACAUCCUCACAUAAUAAAACUGUAUCAAGUAAUCUCGACGCCCACAGACAUCUUCAUGAUAAUGGAGUAUGUCUCGGGUGGAGAGCUAUUCGACUACAUCGUCAAACACGGCAAGCUCAAAGAGAGUGAGGCCCGCCGUUUCUUCCAGCAGAUCAUCUCGGGAGUCGAUUACUGUCAUCGUCAUAUGGUCGUGCAUCGAGAUCUCAAACCGGAGAACUUGCUGUUGGAUCAGUCGCUCCACGUGAAGAUUGCAGACUUUGGUCUGUCAAACAUGAUGAUGGACGGGGAGUUUCUGAGAACUUCUUGCGGCUCGCCGAACUAUGCUGCUCCCGAGGUCAUCUCGGGGAAACUUUACGCGGGACCCGAGGUCGAUAUCUGGUCUUGCGGCAUCAUUUUGUAUGCACUGCUCUGCGGAACGCUGCCGUUCGAUGAUGAGCAUGUACCAACUCUGUUCAGGAAGAUAAAGUCGGGAAUAUUUCCCAUACCGGAUUACCUGCACAAGUCGGUGGUAUCUCUUCUGAUCCACAUGCUUCAAGUUGAUCCUAUGAAGAGAGCCACGAUGGAAGACAUCAAGAAUCAUGAAUGGUUCAAGAAGGACCUUCCGGCGUAUUUGUUCCCUCCACCUAACGAGGCGGACGCUUCAAUCGUGGACAUUGACGCAGUUCAAGUCGUUUGCGAAAAAUUCGGUGUGCCAGAAAAAGAGGUGCACGGAGCUCUUCUGAGCGGGAAUCCUCACGACCAGCUGGCGAUCGCCUACAACCUAAUCGUGGACAAUAAACGUAUAGAAGACGAGACAGCGAAGCUGGAGAUCAAAGAUUUCUACGUAGCUUCUAGCCCCCCGCCCUUGAGCAGCAGUUCAGAGAGCCCUUCUCGCGGAAGUCAACACGUGCAUCCCGAAAGAGUUCCGCGGGCCCGUCUGCUGAGUACGGGGGGUCAGGAGCAACGCGAUACUCGAGGAACUCAGUCAGCCGGCGCUGGCAGCCAGGGGACUGUAAACAAUACUUCGGAUAACUCUGUAGCCACGAGCGGACUCGCCGGUGCAUCGACGCCGAUCGGGAGCACCGUCCUCGGGGGAAGUGUUGGCGGAGGUGCCCUCGGGUUGGCAUCGCACACGAAACCUCCGCACAAAAGAGCUAAGUGGCACCUCGGAAUACGCUCUCAAUCGAAGCCGCAUGAUAUCAUGAAUGAAGUCUACCGAGCUAUGAAAGCUCUCGAUUUCGAAUGGAAAGUGGUGAAUCAGUUCCACGUUCGCGCACGCCGCAAAAACUCGCCGAGUGGCCGACCGGCUAAGAUGAGCUUGCAAUUGUAUCAAGUUGAAUACAAAAGUUAUCUCCUUGAUUUCAAAUCCCUGCCUUAUGCAGAAGAUCAGUCGCAAGAUCCUAGCGUUGCUGAGAGCAGUCUCCAUAGUUUUCACAAUACCAUGGAAUUCUUCGAGAUGUGCGCCGCCCUCAUCACCCAAUUAGCGCGUUAGAAGAUCCUGUUGAUGCGACGACAUAGAGCUGAUAUCGACUUUCACACUUCACUGUGAUAGCUACUCCGUGGGAGUAAGCUCCAUUCCGUCAUAGGUGGAAGUCAGGGGUGCUUCUCGCUUAUCAGGCGCUGUCAGUUUCGAGGUCCCAGGGAUCCUGGAGCUGAAUGAUGAACCUUACACACAUAAGCCAAUCCCGUAAGGGUGAUACUUCAUGUU